AACGGUAAAGGAGCCGCACCUUCCUCCGGAGGAAACAGGCGUGUCCCGCACGUCCCGCGCUUCACCUGCUUUUACAGACUCAGACACGUUCUGGAGGAAACAGAGACGCAUGGUGUCUUAAUUACUCCGCACUUCACCUGCUUUUACAGAGUUCGAGGGGGUGUAGACGACAAAACAAGGAGCAUGCCUUAGAGAAAAUACCAUUUCAGACCCCUCGGGCGGCUUUUCUUCAAAAAUAGAGAUCAACGACAAAUUUAGGGACUUUUUUUCGAGUGUAUUGAAGACGUCUAGACUCCAACGUGAAACAUUGUAGCGGAGUGCUAUCCUAACAAAAAUUGAGGAGGCGGGAGGCGCUGAACUGCUAAUCAUCCGAAGAAGAAGACGAUGACGAAGAAAGGGCGGAAGUGAACGGAAGCUCUGGGUGUGCCGAUAUUUCCCCGUGAAAAGCAAUAUCCGACGCAGACCUGUCAACAACUACGAUGUUGUGUCGGACGGUGCUCGUGUCCGCGCUGCUGUGCGCGGCCUGGGCCGCGGACGAGAUUAGGUACUUCCUGGACGGCGGUUCGUUGACGAUCAGCCCGCAACCCGUGUCGGCACCGAUCACCGUCAUCACGUGGAAGUGCAGCGGGGACGUGGUGGCCGAGUGGGUCAAAGACAAGAUCGAGCUGGAGUACCUGGGCCGGUUCAAAGGCCACGCCUCGCUCGUGCUCGCCACGGGCGAGCUCACGGUGACCAACAUGAACCCCCAGCUCGCCGGCACCUACACGGUGGAGAUCAACUACCAGGUCCAGCCCGUGGGCUACAAGGCCGUGAUCCUGAAGUCGGUUCCGACCCCCAGCGUGGCCGUGCAGCCGUUGGCGUGCACGAAGGACCGGGACGUGUGCGCGCUGUUGUGCGAGGGGGACGUGGCCGGAGCAGAACCGAUAACCGUCUUCUGGAGGGAGGAUGAUGGAGCCUGGAGCAGCGGGGAGGAGAGGAAGGAGAUCCUCAACAACAACUUCACCCGGGCCGUCCAGACCUUCUCCUGCAGGCUGGAGAACCCGGUCAGCUCUGGGGAGAGUGAACCCUUCCAGAACCCGUUCUACGUGGAGACUCCUGGUUCUGGAGCUGUGGUGGGUGGAGUUAUCGGCGGGCUGGUGGUUCUGGUUCUCAUAGGAGCAGGUGUAUUUGUAUACCUGAAACGAAAGAAAAGGUCCCAGAACCUGGACCUUCAACCAGCUGCUUGAACUACCCCCCCCCCUGAGAAGAAUGCAGCCGAGAACGUCCCUUUAAAUGUUAAAGCAGCACUAUGUAACUUUUCCACCUUAAUAUCAUAUUUCCAGAGUCAGAUAUUUCACAUGAGAGCCACAGAAGAAUAAGAAUAUAAUUGUCUGUAUUCAUGGAGUCCCCCCCCCCCCCAAAAAAAAAAAACAAAAACCAGAGCUCCUGACCUCUUCCGUCAGGUGUUCCCAGGUGAGGGGUGGCUCUGCCCGGCGUGUCUUGGGUCUGGAGAGGCCCUGAACUCCUGCCAAUCUCUAUACACUUUAUUCUCAUAUUUACUAAAAAGGAAAGGGAAAAGAUCAGCGCUCACCUUGGCUCCACGUCAUUGACAGCUACAAAUCAAGCCAGAAAUCUUAGUGUAAUUAUUGACUCAGACCUGAACAUCAACAGCCAUCUAAAGUUUAUCACCAAAUCUGCCUAUUACCACCUAAAAAACAUUGCUAGAAUUAAGGGGAUUCUGUCUAAACAAGGACAUGGAAAAACGUAUUCAUGCAUUCAUUUUCAGUAGGUUGGAUUAUUGCAAUGGCAUCUUUACAGGCCUUAACAAGAAAUGAAUCAGGCAGCUGCAGCUGAUCCAGAACACUGCCGCCAGAGUCCUUACAAACACCAGGAAACUGGACCAUAUUACACCAGUCAUGAAAUCACUACACUGGCUUCCAGUGAGUCAAAGGAUAGAGUUUAAAAUCUUCCUGCUGGUCUACAAAGACCUGAAUGGUCUUGGACCAAAAUCCAUGCUGGAUCUGUUAGUUCCUAUGAAGCUCCCAGACCCCUGAGGUUCAUCUGGAUCUGGUUUGUUGUGGUUCCCAAGAAUAAGAACCAAGCAAGGUGAAGCAGCUUUUCUCAUAAUUUUAUUUCACUUUAUUUGUUAUGUACUGUCUAAUUAUGUCUUGCUGCUUUUAAUGUUGAUGUAAAGCACUUUAAAUGACCCUGUGUUGAAUUGUGCCAUAUAAAUAAACUUGCCUAAAUACAGUAGGAGGGUGGUAGUCGAGUGGCUACAGAGGUGGGCUCGGGUCUGAAGGACCCAGGUUCCGGAACGGCAACCAAGAUGAACCAGCUCGGGCCCCUGAGCAAGGCCUUAACCAUGGUGUGUGUCUCACAUGCAAGUUGCUUUGGAUAAAUGACUGACUAAUACAUGGCUAAAUGACACUAAUAGUAGUAGUAGACACAUACUACAAUCUACUGUUACAUUUAUCAACCUCAUUUUGAGUACAAAUGUACUUGUAUGGAAUGUAUAUUUGCCAUGUUUGCUUUAUAAUGAACCUUUGACACGAAUAAAAGAAAGGAAAAAGAAAA
Cololabis saira (Pacific saury) is the source of this 2553-nucleotide messenger RNA. RefSeq lists its product as uncharacterized. The transcript has 5 exons. The coding region runs from base 480 to 1226 and encodes 248 amino acids. Lineage: Eukaryota; Metazoa; Chordata; Actinopteri; Beloniformes; Belonidae. The record is from RefSeq and is a predicted model, not a curated record.